Molecule: messenger RNA, 1425 nt
Organism: Marasmius oreades (fairy-ring Marasmius)
Lineage: Eukaryota; Fungi; Basidiomycota; Agaricomycetes; Agaricales; Marasmiaceae
Exons: 8
Coding region: 1-1425 (474 amino acids)
Biological process (GO): unsaturated fatty acid biosynthetic process
Cellular component (GO): endoplasmic reticulum membrane
Molecular function (GO): stearoyl-CoA 9-desaturase activity; iron ion binding
Source: RefSeq, a predicted model, not a curated record
AUGUCCGACGUUGUCGACGCGAAGGCGAAGUUCUCGUCCCUCAAAAAGUCGUCCUUCAAGACGACGUCCAAAGAGGACGAGCCCGCCGACCUCAACAUUCCUGACAACUAUGUCGACCACGUCCUCAAAACAACGGAAGCGUUGCCUCCCGUUACAUGGUCCAAUCUCUUGAAUGAGAUUCAGUGGAUCUCUUUCACCGCCAUUUUGGGUGUUCCCAUCGUUGGUUUUGUUGGUGCUUAUUAUACGAGUUUGAGGAUGGAGACAUUCAUCUGGAGUGUAGCUUACUAUUUCAUAACUGGUUUGGGUAUAACCGCUGGCUAUCACCGUCUUUGGGCCCACCGCGCAUAUAACGCCUCACUUCCUCUCCAAUACGUCCUUGCUUGUCUUGGUGCCGGAUCCGUUCAGGGUUCCAUCAAGUGGUGGUCUAGAGGUCACCGCGCUCACCAUCGAUACACUGAUACCGACCUUGACCCGUACAAUGCGCACAAAGGUUUCUGGUACUCCCACGUUGGAUGGAUGCUUAUACGACCCAGGAGAAAGCCAGGUGUAGCGGACGUUAGUGACCUCAGCCGUAACCCUGUAGUCAAGUGGCAACACAAGCACUACAUCCAGUUGAUGUUUACUUUUGCACUUGUCGUCCCGACAUUGGUCGCACAUUACGGAUGGGGCGAUGCGAAGGGUGGAUUUGUUUACGCUGGUGUUUUGCGGUUGUUGUUUGUACAUCAUUCUACGUUCUGUGUUAAUUCUCUUGCACAUUGGUUGGGUGAAACUCCAUUCGAUGACAAGCAUACUCCCCGCGACCACAUAAUUACUGCCUUUGUGACCAUCGGUGAAGGUUACCACAACUUCCACCACCAGUUCCCCAUGGACUUCCGAAAUGCUAUCAAGUGGUACCAGUACGACCCCACAAAAUGGACUAUCUGGUUCUUGUCCAAGCUCGGGUUGGCCAGCCAUUUGAAGACAUUCCCCGACAACGAAGUUCGCAAGGGACAAUUGACCAUGGUGCUCAAGAAGUUGAAGGCGACUCAGGACAGUUUGAAUUGGCCGGCUGAUAGCAAUGACCUACCGGUUGUCUCUUGGGAGACCUUCCAGAAACAAUCUGCGAAGAGACCGUUGAUUCUAAUUGCCGGAUUCAUUCACGAUCUUUCGGGCUUCAGUGAGGAACAUCCUGGAGGCGCUCAUUUAAUUCACAAGUUCAUCGGCAAAGAUGCAACUACGGCCUUCUUUGGUGGUGUGUACGAUCAUUCCAAUGCUGCGCACAACCUACUCGCAAUGAAACGCGUCGGUAUUCUUAAUGGCGGACAUCCACAUGCACUCGACGACAAGGCCGUCGCUCCUGGUUCACGACUAAAGGUUGCGAAGUACACGGAGCUUAGCAACCCUGCUUCGUAUAGCAGCAGUACCGCUUGGAGUGACGAUGACUAG